ACCCUAGCCGAGUCUCCGCUCAAGGCAUUAACGUGAGCGUAGUGUGUGUGUGUAUCCAGUGAAAAUUACCCGGAGACGGACGGAGGCAGUUUAUAACCGUACCAAUGUCUGUGGCCUAUAAAUAUAUUAUAUUAACCGGGGCGGAAUCAUCUCGUGGACACAACAACAUAUCGAAAAUGAGGGAAUAAUCCGAGGAGAGGCACGGCGAGGCUCGUCUGUAGCUACGGUUUUGUUGAACUGCGAGUGGGAUCACAGCUGCUGGCUACGAAAAUGUCGAGAAAAAUAGAGAGCAAGCAAGGUAAGUCCUGCCCGGCUAGACUGAACCUCACCGCUCCACCUUCGGGAUACUGUAUAACGGUCUCCCUUACACGGGGCUCGGAUGGAUUAAAUUAUGGGGGUCUGUUGACCAACACAUACGCCAACAAAAAAGGGGGUGCUCCAGAUAAAGCUUGGAUGAGUGUGUUGGGUGUAAAUGGUGGUUUAAUUGGGCCUCACGGAUUGUUCUUUUUCUCGGCUAUCCAGUUAAAAUAAAGCGUCUGCUAGCUGGUAGCGGCUAAUGAUAUUUUCAUAUUUUUGUCCCGUUUUUAAACCAAAAGGCUGACUUAAGGAGAGCUGGUUAACUGAUCCAUUAGUUAAAAUAAUACAGCUUCUCGUGUUAAAAACAGUUUAGCGAGCUAGUCCGGGGAAAUAGCUUUUUUUUUUUUUUUUUAGAAAAAUCGUGCUGGCUUUUCUUCCAUGGUACUACACCGGCAUUUCUCCAUUCACUCUCGGUACGGGGGUCGUAAAUACACCACCCCGGUUUGAUUGUCUGCGAGCGUUGCUAACCAUCUCGGGACAAAUCUCUGAAUUUCACUCAAGAGGAAACACGUGUGUUUCGCCUUUUUCCCCUUUGGAAGACGCGUAAAUGAGUGAAUAUAUCGUGUGACAUUUUUCUCCUGCUUCCCAAUUGGCCGUCCGCGAACAUUUAAAGACGGGUUUAGCUAGCAGCAGCUCAAGGUUAGCUUUUACUGGCUAAGGCUAGCUGCCUUGUUACCCCUGGAAUGGGAUUGCGUUCACGCGCUGGGCUGCUGGGUGUGUAUUUGUGUUGAUUUUCACUAUUGUGCACGUGGCAUUUUUUUGUUGUUGGUUUGACCCGUAUUUUUAUUUUUAUUUUUUUCAUUUUGUCUACUCGUGUCGCUCACUUUCUCACUUUCACUCUCACUGCGGAGCACAAUCACUACGGGAGGAAACGCAGUAGUGUUGGGGUAUGGAUGGGAUUUUGGGAAGGAAACUUUAUACCCGUCAGCUACACUUGCAUCCCAUUCCAGCAGCUGUCUCCUUGCUUCGCUCCACAUAGUGUCCUGCCCAGUGUUGCCUGCAGUAAGUGGGCGAAAAGGCGAACACACACACACACACACACACACACUGAGAGCCCCCAAUAACAGGAGGGGAGGGAGUGUCAUCCUCCACUAGCUCAGUCAUUCUUCAUAGGCGUAAAAGUUUCCGAUUCCUUUCGUGUCUUGCGGACAGAUGACUACAUAUGGUCACAACUAAAUGAAAAGUCAGAGGCAAUGCAAGAGUUUUUUAUUUUGUUUUCUUUUUUUUGUAGACUCUUUGCUUAACUGAUAACUUAAAAGCAAGUACCCAAACCAUCACUUCUCCCCUGCUUCCAUUCUUCCCAGUUGUUUACUUGUUGGUCUGUUCUCAUCUGCCUAUUGAUCCCAAAUAUGUCCCCAAGGACACACUGUGGUGGUUGCUAGUGUAAUGGAAACAGGGAAGGGCGAGACUUGGGACUCAGAACAGAAAACUCUGCAGCAGGCAGUGCUUGAGUGUGAGAGAAAGUGUGAAAGGCUUCGUCUCUGGAGACUGGAUAGAAACAGGGUGACAGUUUUAGUCGCUGGCAGAAUGGUGCCUUGAGGAGCAUACACAUGGACACCAAAUUCACUAGCUGCAUCAACAUACUCCUCCGAUUACCGGGGAUGGUGUCACCCAGUCACUAAUUUGCCCUUCCCGCGGGAAGCAAAAGCGAACCUCAUGUGCGGUGGAGCCCAGGCGUGUCACCUCUGAUGAAAUCAGAUGGAUGGUUCUUGCGCUGAAUCCCAUUCUCUACGUACUCACCGACAUGACUUCAUCACUCAAGCAGCCCAAAACUGAAAUCCAUAAACAGAUUCAGUGUGUUGCGGUGUUUGUCCCCCAAAAAACGUAACAGCAGCCAGACAGCCGAAGCUGUUUCUUAAUGCUUUUCUCAGAAGGCUUAAAAGCUUUGAGUCUGUGUGAUCACAUUUUGGUGUAAGCUAAAACUUGAAGAUGCUGUCAGGUAGCCUGCCGUAAUAAUAGUACAUGAUGUGAGCUGAAUGACUGGGUUGGUGUGCACUGUCAGCACAUAUUAAUAGCUCCAAGGCAUCUUUUUUUUUCUUCUUCUCUUUUUCCUGUCUUUCAGUGCGUUAAGCAAUUUAAGUUUUCCGAGUGUUGCUAAAUGAGCUCAUGAUUAGUAGUAUAAAUAGUUGUGGGGGUGCUGACAUUGAUCAAAAGUUAAAAAUACUUCUCAUCCACUGCUUAUCACUGGUGAACGAUGCAUUGUUGACGGGAAUUAUUUCUGGCUGGUUUUGAGAGUGCUGCACUGUGACUUGCAGACUCUGCUCAGACACUUUCUAAUCCCGCAGCGUUUUAUGUACGUACCGUAUGUUUACUUGUUGGAUGUCAUACUUUAAAUGACCCACUUAGAAUGAUUCCACUGUUGCAGUUAAAUUAAGAUGUGAAACAUUUAGCGCAGCAGUCCUGAAAUGGGAUUUGUUGUUGUCAAGAUGGCCUAAUUUUCGAAAUGAAGGCGAUACAAAAUUUUAAGAAAGAAAACCCAUUUAGCGUCACUUUGAAGAACCAACCCAGAAUCCACUUUUCAGGAAGAUCUUCCGCAUAAAAACAGAGACACAUCACCUGGGAUGAGUUUUCCUUCGUUCGAUUUGUAUUUCCGUUCUUGUUUUGUCUACAUGUGUAGGAAGCCUUCAUUCACACAAACCAUUCUAAAACUGCACGGGUCAAUAAAAAUCUGUUCUAACUGCUCCCCGUUGCCAGGAUAUGUGCCCUUUGUACACUUUAAAGAUUGUUAUUUUGCUCAAACCUCAGAGUUCCACUGCUCUUUUCACCGGUGUCUUUCUAAUAAUAGCAGUCAUAAUAAUAACUAGUUUUCAUGCACUGUCUCAGUGACAGUACAGUCAAAGGUGAUGUGAGAGACAGUGCAGCUUUUCGAUAUCUUUUAGUAUUUGUUUUUGUUUUUAGGUAAGUUAGCUACAUUAAUGCACUAACAUUACUACUACUUCAGCAGCAGAGAACAGCAUCUGUUCUUUAGCCACUGCUUUCUAAAACACCAUACCAGCUCUGGGUUGAGUUAUUGUAGUCACUUGGCCGGCGUUAGUGCAAAGUUUUGCAACAUGUUUUUGUGGUGGGGGUGCAUGUGUGUUUGUGUGUGUGUGUGUUGGCUAGCUGGGCUUGUUUGUCAGUGCUUAAUUUAUUCAUUUCAGUCUGCUAACAUUAGCCUGUUAAUGAUAUACAAAAUACUGAGAGAUGUCUUUUUUUUUAAAAAAAACCAUUUUUAUUAUAAUAUCAGGUGAUCACGACUAAGACGUGCUGUAUUGCUUUUUUUGGCUUGAGUUUUUUUUUUAAAGAUGAACUACAAGACUAUAUUUCUAUCCCGUGAGCGGCAUUUAUUUCAAAGAUGCACGUAGUCAUUUGUGAAUUAAAUAAAAAUUUUAUAAUUUAAUAAAAUUAAUUUAAUAAAAAAAUAAAUAAAAAUGAAAUAAAAAGAAGAACAAUUCUUUUUUUCUUCCACUCGCAUUAGGCUUGGAUGCUGUGCACACUUUACAGCUCAAAACACACAUUUAAACACACCAGAAAAGCUGCUUAUGAAAAGAUCAUUGAGAUUUUCACGGUUGCAAAAAUUUCCCUCAUGCAGACUGGGGUUGUGACACGACACAUUUUGGCACACCAGUGUUGGUAAGAAAGUCGUGAGAGCAGCAGUGCAGUGUUUUAAAAUUAGCUUGCGGACUCUUCUGUUACUGGACAGUCAAUGGUAGUAGCCAGCCGCAGCGGCAGAACUGAUCCAUCAGUUCCUUAUUUUAGACUCCCUGCACCCCCCUCGCUGCAUAGUGUGGCAGUGCGCAUCUGUGGUUCACCCUUUGAAAGGGUCUUAGCUGCACUGUUUACUGUCAGGCAUUACAAGAGCUUAAACUAAAGUGUGUGUGUGAAACUUCAAUGGCCCUCGUUUGCUAAGCGGUUAGCUCGUUGCUUCAGAUUUAAAAUAGCUUCUUUUUCCUAAUGUCCGUAAAUGCCGAGCUCUGCAUGCCUGGGUCAAAAAAACUCUGAGCAAGAGCUAAAGCAGUCCUGAUUACAAAAGGGUUCCCCGGGAUAACUCGGUCUGCCCACAUUGCUGAUGAGUGAUCCCACUGUUGCACAGAGCAAGCUAUGAGCACUGGUUUGUCAUGCUGCAAUUUUGAGGUUUGAUGGCAGCAAGCAUUUCACCCUCCCUCUACCACAGAAUGAGAGGCUUGCUUUUCCCAUAUAGGUUUAGCUGUGUUGUAAUUACAUUUUUUAUUUAUUUAUUUUUGGUGCCGUGUAUGGGAAUGCAAAAAGAGGGAGGGAAAAGAGCUUGGGAAGAGAAAGGGAGAGGGUGGAUAAAGUCUGUGAGCAGAGAGUGAAUCGGAUAGAGAAAUGGAUGGAUUACAUGUGGCGUAAUGGCUGGACCAGGGCAAUCGAUUAGAAGCGAAGGGAAGUCUGGGUUUUUGUAACAUGAACAUUUUUAAGGUGCUUUCAUCACCUUCCAGGUGGAGCGAAAGACUGCAGUUGAGAUAAUUUUCAGUGGUCUCACGUGUAAUUCAGUGCAGCAGUAUGUCACUGGCGGGUCAUAUUCCCCAUCUCUCAACUUCCACGUGUGUUUUUGAAAGACUUUGUUGAGGUGUUGAAUCUAUCUCAAAAGGAUAGAAAGAAGAUGCUUCCCCUGAGUUCACUGCUGCGUGUUGGCCUACAUGCCAGAGAGCAGGUCGUUUAUUCCCGCAGGUGGCCGUCUCAUUUCCUUAUUACUGUUGAGUGCAUUCUCCAUUCCAGAUAACUGUGGAGUGUUGGACUCUCUCCAGGACCAGUGACGACACCCACUCAGACAUCCUUCCAGGAUUGCUUAAGUCAAGAUUUAUAAGAAUAUGAAUAUAAAACACAUUGGAUUUGGGAAAAGCACAAUGCUUCUGGACUCCUCCUGACUUGUGUCACUGCUAUAUGUGGCUCUUCCUCUGAAGUCCUGUGUAACGUGGCUGAGUCAAGUGAGGAUGAUCAUGAGGCUAAGUUAGUUAUGACUAACUCUCAGCAGUGCCUUUGUGAGAGAGAGCUCUAAAAAAUGCCACUGUGACCUACGACACCGUAUACAAAGGGCGUAAGCAUCAGUAUCACCUGGACUAGUCGCUGCGUGGACUGUUGGAUGGGCAAUAUAAGCUGGAGGAGCCAGGCCUCCUCAGAGGACACAGACUCCUCUCUGCAGGGUGAUUUAGAUGAAGACACAGACUCGCAACGGUCCCAUCUGUCCACUAUCACGAUGAUCCUGAAGGACAAGUUCCACUCUCCCAAGAUCAAGAGGACUCCAUCCAAGAAGGGCAAGCAACUGCAGCCCGAGACAGCAGCCAAGAGUACUGAGAAACCUACUAACAAGAAGGUUAGUAGGCUGGAGGAGCAGGAGAAAGAAGUGGUCAGUGCCCUGCGCUACUUCAAGACAAUCGUGGACAAAAUGGUCGUGGAGAAGAAGGUUCUGGAGAUGCUUCCAGGCUCGGCCAGCAAGGUGCUUGAAGCAAUCUUGCCUCUGGUGCAGGUAGAGGCACGGAUACAGCACAGUUCGGCGCUGUCAUCUUGCCACAGCCGCGUAUAUCAGAGUUUGGCCAACCUUAUCCGCUGGGCCGACCAGGUGAUGCUUGACGGGAUUGACUUGGACGAUAAGGAAAAUGUGGCUUCUGUCACCAAUGUCAUCAAAGCGGUGCUGGAUGGAGUAAAGGAGCUGGUGAAGCUGACCAUAGAGAAGCAGGAACAGCCGUCACCUACCACACCUAAUAAACCAGCAGCACCUGCUGUCACAGCCGAGAGCAGCGUGUCAGCAGAGAUGCCCCUGAUAGAUCGGGAGCAGGAGGUCUCGAGUAAGCCGGCUCCGGCAGCCGCUCCUGUGGAAGCUGCCCCUGAAGUACCAGACGUGGAAGUAGCACCUCCCAAACCACCACUACCGGAAGCCAAAAUGGCUGAGCUCAGAGCACAGUUGAGUGCCGAGGCUGGCCAAAGGAGACCCUCUCAGAAGGAGAAUCCUCCACCAGCUCUUCCUCCUAAGAAGCGACAGUCAGCCCCUUCACCUACACCAGUGGCAGUGGUCGCCCCGAUGAGCCGUGGCUCCAGCCUCCCGUGUAGUGACCACAGACAGGAGUAUGAACAGGAGUUCCUUCAGAGGCGUUUCUCUGGGGGAAGCCACUCGUACGGUGGCGACUCUCCCCGUCUUUCACCGUGCAGCAGCAUGGGGAAACUCAGCAAAUCCGACGAACAGCUUUCUUCCAUAGAGCAGGACAGCGGGCAGUGUUCUCGGAACACCAGCUGUGAGACGCUCGACAACACAGAUCACUACGACCCAGAUUAUGACUUCCUCCACCAGGACUUGUCAGCUGGGGAAAACUUGCCCCCAAUACCAGUUGGGGGGUGCCUCAGCCCCCUGCCCGAGUCUCACAGCGAGUCCUCUUCCCCCGUUCCUGGACAGCACCCCUCGCAUCCACGCUUCAGCGCUCCCCCACCCCAGCACCAAGAUUACUGGACCCCCCAGCCCAAUCAGUCCUCCCGCAUCAGCGCACCCCCUGCCCUGCCGAUGAAGAAGCGGCGCAGCACCCAAACGUCGUCCUUCUCCGACAGUGGGUCCAGGGUGCUGUACGAGCGAUUCCCCUCGCAGUACGACAACCUGUCAGAAGAGGAACUUCAUCCCACGCCACCGUUCCCCCUUUUCACACCCAUCUCACCCAUGCCCCAAACAAAUGGGGGCGUGUUUGUUUCCCAGUACGUUGCCAGUGAGAAUGCAGAUGUCCCCGCCAGCCCACCGCCACUGCCAGAAAAGAAAAGCAAACACAUCCUUCAAUACAUGCAGUUUGUGGAAGACUACUCGGAGCCACAGCCUUCUGUCUUCUACCAGAUGCCGCAGAGCGAAAGCAUCUAUGAACAGCGCAACAAGCGCUUCCAGGAGGUCUACGGCUUCAACGACUCCUUCAGCAGCACCGACUCAGUGCACGAGCCGGUGCAGCCCCCGGCUUUGCCACCAAAGCAAAGACAACUGGCCUCCCACUCCUCUUCCCCUUCUUCUUCCUCCUCCUCCUCUCUCUCCUGCCACCUCCAGCCGUCUGUGGCGGCAAUGGAGGAGGCGGGCUCUGGGCUGGGCCUCAGCAUAUCGGUUUCUAACUCCUACCUGAUUGGCCAGGCGUCCAUGACCACACCCACGAGCUUGGACCAGGUUGCCUUGACCAAUGCCACCAUUCUGGAUGGCAGCGGGGGCGGGCCCAACGGUUCCCUGGCUGGCUCAGUGGGUUCUAUGGCUGUCUGUCUUCCUUCUGAGUCUUCUCUCACUGACUCUCUCCACACCUCAGCGAGCGAGAGCGCGAACGACGAGGGCGGGGAGGGGGAGUAUGUCAACUUGUACUCAUCCAGCCAGGCCAAUGGGGAGCUGCCUCACUCCCUCGGAGACACAAUCGCGGCUGAUGAUGUCCUUCAAGACCCCACCCCUCAGAUGCCAUCCACCAAUAACAAAGAGGAUAAGGAAAGAAGGCAAAAGGCAACUGAUUCAGCUGGGAGCGAUGAAGAAGAUGUGGACGAGCUCGCCCUCAUAGACCACAAGGAGAUCAUGAGCAGGAUAACACUAAAACAAGAAAAUGACGACGGCCCCGACGUCCGCGCCGGAUCAGGGGACAUCCUAUUAGUCCACGCUACAGAAACAGACCGCAAAGAUCUCGUUUUGUACUGUGAAGCCUUUCUGACUACAUAUAGGACUUUUAUAACCCCAGAGGACCUCAUUAAGAAGCUACACUACAGAUAUACCACGUUCUGCCAUAGUCCAGACACCUUCAAGAAACGAGUCAGCAAGAACACGUUCUUCGUGCUGGUUCGUGUGGUAGAUGAGCUGUGCCUGGUAGAGCUGACCGAGGACAUUUUGAAACAGCUCAUGGACCUGGUGUUCACACUAGUGUGUAAUGGCGAACUCAGUCUCGCCCGUGUGCUCCGCAAGAAUAUCCUGGAUAAGGUGGAGCAAAAGAAGCUGCUGCGUUACACUAACUCACUCAAGCCCCUCGCGGCACGAGGGGUCUCUGCAAGGCCUGGAACUCUUCACGACUUUCGCAGUCACGAGAUCGCCGAUCAGCUCACGCUUCUCGACGCUGAACUUUUUUAUAAAAUUGAGAUUCCCGAAGUUCUACUUUGGGCCAAGGAGCAGAAUGAGGAGAAGAGUCCGAACCUGACUCAGUUCACAGAGCACUUUAACAACAUGAGCUAUUGGGUUCGCUCUUUGAUAAUUCAGCAAGAGAAAGCUCAAGACAGAGAAAAGCUGCUUCUCAAGUUCAUUAAGAUAAUGAAGCACUUAAGAAAGUUGAAUAACUUCAACUCCUACUUGGCAAUACUGUCUGCUUUGGACUCGGCCCCCAUCAGGAGGUUGGAGUGGCAGAAGCAGACCUCAGAGGGAUUGGAGGAGUAUUGCACACUGAUCGACAGCUCCUCCUCCUUCAGGGCAUACAGAGCUGCACUGGCUGAAGUGGAGCCCCCGUGCAUCCCGUACUUGGGUCUCAUCCUCCAGGACCUGACCUUCGUCCACCUGGGGAACCCUGACCUGAUCGACGGGAAGGUCAAUUUCUCCAAACGCUGGCAGCAGUUCAACAUUCUGGACAGUAUGCGGCGCUUCCAACAAGUGCAUUAUGAGCUGAAGCGCAACGAAGACAUCGUCUCGUUCUUCAACGACUUCAGCGAUCACCUGGCCGAGGAGGCCCUCUGGGAGCUGUCGCUGAAGAUAAAACCCAGAAACAUCUCGAGGCGCAAGACGGACCGCGAGGAGAAGACCUAGGGCCCGCGGAGGGGAGGAGGGCCUCCAACACUGACCUCCAACUGUGCUUCAUGACACUAACUCCACUUUACUACAGACUGAAAGAGAGACGAACGGAGGCUACCCGCAGAGGCUGAUGGGAGACUCAUUGUGGGUGGGGGGAGGGGGUUGAGAACAAACUACAGACAACUGAAGCGUCAUCGAGGUUUACAAAGAGCUCUACUGCUCGGGGAGAUUAUAAUUGGGAUUAUUGGAGACAUUCUGUGGCUGCGGCGAGACAACAGGUAGACCGGUGCCAAGGAGGGGAAGAAUCGCAGGGAGACACUACGGAAAUGACCAAAGUCUGCUCCCUGGGCUUUCUGUUUUAGAGUGGAGCUGCUGCGCGAGUGUGUGUGUGUGCGCGCGCGCGCGCGCAUGUGAGUGUGUGAGCUGAAUGGUCCAUUACUCUCAAGCCGCUCCUUCCUCUUCCUCAUGUAUGUGCCAUCUAUUGGUUUUCUUCAGCCCUCUCCCUACUCGAGUUCCCCUCAAACGGCAGCCUGACACAAACUGUGACAUCUACGGGCGGGCCGCAGACCCCCGAGGGCUCGCUGUGGGCACGAGGCUGGGAGGUGGGAGAUUUGGACUUAGAGGAGAGGAUGGCCAUGAUAGACUGGAAACCUAUGUUUUGCAACAUUUUUGUGUAAGAAUCAUGUAUGGUUAUGAAAUGUAUUAUAUACAGUGCUCCUUUUGUUCUUAAAAAGGAUGUUUAUGCUUAUGAGAAGAGCUCCGCUUCUCCCAAGUGCCAUACACGUGCACUUGAAAGAAAAAAAAAAAAAGAUAAGCAAAGCAAAAACACAAAAAGAUAAAUAACUAAAGAUGCUGUGAUCUGUGUACAUCAUUCUGAAUCAUCGAGUGCCGUGUUCAAGUGUAGAGAAACCAUCAGGCAAUCACAGUCACGUCCCGGUCAUGUUAGUGUGUGAAAGACUGUGUGUGACUGAAGUCCUCUGUGACUUGUGUGUGUGUGUCAUUCCAAAAAUGUGCUGUAGUAAAAUCAUUUUUUUUAUUCCUUUUUGGGGAUAAAACCAACACAUCACACUGUGCUCUCAAACUCCAAUAAAGCAAACGGCUCUUUCUAUACA
Messenger RNA from Haplochromis burtoni (Burton's mouthbrooder), 10173 nucleotides. RefSeq names its product Rap guanine nucleotide exchange factor (GEF) 1b (gene rapgef1b). The record is from RefSeq and is a predicted model, not a curated record. Lineage: Eukaryota; Metazoa; Chordata; Actinopteri; Cichliformes; Cichlidae. Gene Ontology annotation, cellular component: plasma membrane. The transcript is spliced from 27 exons. The coding region runs from base 5441 to 9076 and encodes 1211 amino acids. Gene Ontology annotation, molecular function: guanyl-nucleotide exchange factor activity. Gene Ontology annotation, biological process: Ras protein signal transduction; positive regulation of GTPase activity.